Messenger RNA from Gamsiella multidivaricata, 867 nucleotides. RefSeq lists its product as uncharacterized. Gene Ontology annotation, biological process: vesicle-mediated transport; endosomal vesicle fusion; autophagy. Lineage: Eukaryota; Fungi; Mortierellomycota; Mortierellomycetes; Mortierellales; Mortierellaceae. Bases 1 to 867 code for a protein of 288 amino acids. The record is from RefSeq and is a predicted model, not a curated record. The transcript is spliced from 2 exons. Gene Ontology annotation, cellular component: fungal-type vacuole membrane; cytoplasm.
AUGGUACCAGUGCUUCCUGUCGUACAGAAUACCUCAUCCGGAUCAAACUCACAGGUUCUUAAACCUGUCUGUAUACCCAUUGCGGAGAAUGAGUUCCUCCUUGCUAGUGCCACGAGUUCAGGACAAACAGCCAUUGGAAUUUUUUGCAGCGGUUCAGGAGAUCCAGUUCGUGGAACCUUACAGUGGUCUAGUUAUCCUCGCGCGUUGGCUGUCGAAUUUCCUUAUGUCACAGCUUUGCUGCGGGGCAACAUUGUCGAGAUCCAUAACAUUCUCGAUCAAAAGUUGGUACAGACCAUCCGCUUCGAUCCAUCCAUGGAGUUACGGACAUUGAUGCAAGGCCCAGGCAUCAGUGUAUGGAUGUCCAUGUUGGCACAGGUGCUCACUUUUCAAACAGGCGAUCAAAUCGCUCAGCAGCCUGCUGAAAGGGAGUGGAGGCAACAGGAAGCCAAUCGCAUAUCCACUGUUCUGGCAAGAGUCCUUAUUGCAGGAAAGGAUGGUGUGUCGGCAUUAGUAACGACUCCAUUAGUCCUGCAUGCUGAUACACUAUUACAAAAAGGACGCGUGGAAGAGGCAUUACUUUUGUCUGAAAAGACCACGGCGACCAUGUCGGUGGAAAAUCUUCAUCGGGAACGACUACAAUUCGAGCUGGAUUACAUUUACCAGAAGUCAGGUCUCAUCUAUCUCGGCGAGACAUUGUUCGAUGAUGCAUUUGGCCUUUUGCAUCGAGGAAAAAUGGACCCACGAGUAUUGGUAUCCAUGUUCCCGGACGUUUUACAAAAGAGGAAUCUCAUAAAUGAUGUUCCUUUGUUCAGAGGAAUCCGGAAUCAGAUCACACAACUUGGAACGCUGCCUAAUAUCAGUAAGUAG